Ceratitis capitata (Mediterranean fruit fly) is the source of this 1138-nucleotide messenger RNA. RefSeq lists its product as uncharacterized. The transcript has 4 exons. NCBI's taxonomy places the organism in Eukaryota, Metazoa, Arthropoda, Insecta, Diptera, Tephritidae. Bases 255 to 1037 code for a protein of 260 amino acids. The record is from RefSeq and is a predicted model, not a curated record.
CGUUAUAUCUAGUCGUUCAGUUUAAUUUUGCCUUACUAGCGGGAAAUACGUAAAUAAAUUACGUAUGGUGGUGGGUUCUCGUUGUCGUUGUCGUUGUCGUUGUCGUCGUCUUCCUUUUCGCUUUUUUUUUGAAAUUUGUUUAAAGUCUCUUCCGAGGCAAUAAGGCUCUACUGCAGACCUAUUAUUAAUAACAUUUAAGCAGGAAAUUUUUAAUUAAUAAAUAAUAAAUAAUAAAAUACAGUAAAGCGGUAAAAAUGUAUCGGCUACUUUCGACGGUUAUAACGGCUUUAACGGUUUUAUCGUUCAAAGAAGUCAACUGCCUGUUACUAACCGAAAUCGAAGCACCAUCAGUGGUUGUUAUAGAAGACGAUAAUGUAGAUCCGAUACCAUUGAAUUGUCACUUCAAAGUGGAAGAGGAAAGCAACUCGCUUGUUGUAAAGUGGACCAAGGAUAAUAAUGUCAUCUUUCAAUAUAUCAAAGGACAUGGCACGUCCGUAAUUCCUGAAUUCAAAGAUGAAGUAGAAUCUUUAUCGAACGAGCUGAAUGACGAGGAGAGUGGCAUAAUGCUGUUAAAUCCAUCGAUCGAAUCGGCUGCCGUUUACAGGUGUAACAUACAAACGGAUAAGAAAACCGUAUGGAUGGAUAAAGAAGUACAUGUUAUCGAUAUACAAAACUACACGCAUACACUGAUACUGAAGAGAAUUCAAAAUGAAACACAUUUGGAUUGUGAAGUCGAAAAUGUAUAUCCGGAACCCACUUUGGUUAUACAAACCUUCGAUGGCGAGCCAAUUCCAAUUGUUUCAAGCAACGCCAGCACGCUUGGUAAUGGCAAAUUCAGCGCCAGUGCAAUUGCCGUUGUGCGAACUGAUGACGACAGCGCUGACGAAUAUCAAUGUGUGACCCUUUUCAGUGGUUUAUCAUUUAACUUAACAACGAUAGUAAUUUCAGGUUCUCCGUCCUUUCGGCGGCCUGAAUGGAGCCAUCUUUUAUUGACUGUUUUGAUAGCACUUGUUACUUAUGAAAAAUUUAGAUUUUAGCCAUGUCUUAUGCUUCUAACGCUUAUCUACUAACUUUUCUAAUUUAUUUGUUGGUUUUGUAAAUAUUUUUUUUUAUAUAUACGGUUAUAGCAAAAAUAUAU